Panicum virgatum (switchgrass) is the source of this 1258-nucleotide messenger RNA. RefSeq names its product collagen alpha-2(I) chain-like. The transcript has a single exon. Lineage: Eukaryota; Viridiplantae; Streptophyta; Magnoliopsida; Poales; Poaceae. The record is from RefSeq and is a predicted model, not a curated record. Bases 63 to 890 code for a protein of 275 amino acids.
CCGCUCCCGCUCCAGCUCUGCUCCUCGCUUACCAGUCACUCGUGAGCAGCCAGCAUUAGCAAAUGCCGCAGCUAGAUCUGGACCACGUCUUCUGCGUCGGUGCCCGCGGCCGCGGCGGGUCCGUGUGCGAGACGGCCCCGGCCUCCGCCGCCCAGCGCGGCGGCAAUGCGAGCGCGAGCGCCCGUACCGACGACGACGACGGGGACGACGCCCCGGCGGAGUCGGUGCUGAUCCCGCUGCGGGGCGGGAACGGCCUGGCCGAGCUGCUCUGCGCGGCGCUGCGGCGGGACGCGUCCACCAAGGGCAGCUCCAACCCCAAGGCGGCCGCGGAGGCGGCGGCGCGCAUGCAGGGCGCGCCGAGGGCGGAAUCGAGGAGGUUGCCAGGCACCACAGCCAGCAAAGCCGCCGCCGUCGUCAUCAUCGGCGUCCUGCCCGCCGCGGCCGGCAAGGUGGUCGCCAACGCCAAGGAGCGCCGCGGGCGCCGGCCGGCGGCCGGGGCCAGAGUCUUCGCCAGCGAGGCCGCGGGGCCGGAGCCCGUGUCCCCGAAGGUGUCCUGCUUCGGGGCCGUGCUGCCGGAGUCGCGGGGCGGCGCCGCGGCGCCGCCCGGUAAUACUAAUAAGCAAGGGGAAGGAGAGGAGCGGGGCGGGUGCUGGGCGAGCGUGGCGGCCGCGCUGCGCGGGCUAUGCCGCAACAGCGAUCCUCCUGGUGAAGGCGGCGAAUCGGGUGCGAGCGAGUCGAGUCCGAAGGCUGCCGCGGCGCCGGAGCCACCGCCUGCCGCCGUCCUCUCGCCGCCGCGGGCGGUGGCCGGGCUGGGAGACGUGAAGCGCCUCGCUUCGCGGCGGUGGACGGAGACCUUGGCCGCCGACGCCGAAGGACGGGGCUCGGUUUGAAUGUGUGCCGCGCCCGCGCUUCCAGUUCCAGAGGCUCUGCACGGGCACAGCCUUGUACUGCGUCCAAGGAGGCAAGGACCACGGUCGCCGAUGCACAGCCUACUCCUCGGACCUGCUUCUGCCCGUUCUACUGUCGCGUGUGGCUGUGUGGCUGAGCUUUGUGCUUGUUUGCAAGCUGCAUCUCGUGCCUUGUGUUCGCGUUUAUUUUCUGUAAAUGUUGGGUUUGUGUGUUGACAUUGGACUUCGGUCUUGCUCAACUAGGGAUCCUUUGGUGGAGCUGCACGUGUAUGUAAACGGGCUUCACCACUGUAGCAUCUUGGAGCUGAUUUUCUGUCCUAUGCAGAGGUUGUUUGAUUUCAAAAGCUAAA